CUCAGCUCCCCACCGCCGGCUGCCGCCAACCGCUCCCCUCCCGAGGCAGAAGAUGGCUGAGCACAGCCUCCCUGCGCGAUGGAGGUAGUUGGUCGUCGGCGGAGCCGGCGUGUGGGGAGGGCUCCUUCCCGCUGUGCUGCAAAUCCUCCCGAGCUGCUGGUGGGGCAGGCGGCUCUGGCUCGGUGAGCGCAGGAGGCAUCUGCGCCAGCCUCACCUUUCGUGCUCGUUGCGGUUGGCUUCACUCGUCUUUCCUAUGGCUGGCAUAUACAGCUCUACUCUCAAGACCCUGGAGGAUUUAACUUUGGACUCUGGUUAUGGGGCAGGGGAUUCCUGCAGGUCCCUCAGUCUCUCUUCUUCCAAGUCCAACUCCCAAGCCUUCACCUCUUCUCAGCACAGAGGCAACUGGUGGUACUACUCGGGCUCCAUGAACAGUAGGAACAACAGCUGGGAUACUGUGAACACUGUCCUGCCGGAAGACCCCGAGGUUGCAGAGAUCUUUUCCAAGUGUCCUAAGCUGCCGGACCUAGAGGAAUAUCCUUGGACUGAUGAAGACAUUGGAAGAAUACUCAGAAAAGGGAAGGGAGAGGGCAGCAGCAGAGGCUUUUCUCAGGAAGCUGUCAGGCGGCUCUCGCAGGUCCUGCGGCGCGUCCUGAUCAGGGUCUCCAGGGAAGCGCAGCGCCUCAGCGUCAUGCAUUCCAAGUGCACCAGGUUCGAGGUGCAGAGCGCCAUCAAGCUCAUACAGAGCUGGUCCUUGUCGGAAAGCUGUGUCCUGGCGACUGUCAAAGCUCUCUCUCUCUACAGCAUGAGCGCGGGUGACGGACUGAGGAAAGGCAAAUCAGCUCGGUGUGGCCUCACCUUUUCAGUGGGGAGGUUUUUCAGGUGGAUGGUAGACACCAGGAUCUCGGUUAGGAUCCAUGAGUACGCAGCCAUCUCAUUAACUGCUUGCAUGGAAAACCUUGUAGAAGAGAUCAAGGCGAGGGUUUUGGCAAGUCAGAGCCCGGAUGGUGGAGGAGGGGAGAUCUCAGCUGAAGUCCUGGAGAUGGUUAUCAACAACGACGCAGAACUUUGGGGAGUGUUGCAGCCUUACGAGCAUCUCAUCUGUGGGAAAAAUGCUAACGGUGUGCUCUCUCUGCCUGCCUCCUUCAGCCCAUACAACGAUGGCUCUGUGGGCAGUGAUGGAAGGGCUGAUGCUUAUGCUCAGCUGGAACUCCGAACUUUGGAGCAAUCCCUGUUGGCAACUUGUGUUGGGAGCAUCUCGGAGCUGAGCGACUUGGUGUCGCGAGCCAUGCACCACAUGCAGUGCCUGAACACCCUCCGCCCAGGCAUGAGCCCCCUUCGGCAGCCCCGCCAGCAGCAGCCCAUCUCCUGGUCUCCUGAUGCUCUCCACACCCUCUACUACUUCCUGCGCUGUCCUCAGAUGGAGUCCAUGGAGAACCCCAACCUUGACCCUCCACGAAUGACCCUGAACAACGAACGACCCUUCAUGCUGCUGCCACCACUGAUGGAGUGGAUGAGGGUGGCCAUCACCUACGCGGAGCACCGGCGCAGUUUGACGGUGGACAGUGAUGACGUGAGGCAGACAGCCAGACUGCUCCUCCCUGGGCUGGACUGCGAGCCCAGGCAGCUCAAGCCUGAAUGCUGCUUCAGCUCCUUCCGGAGGCUGGAUGCUAAGGCUGCUACUGAGAAGUUCCAGCAGGACCUGGGAUUCCGGAUGCUGAACUGUGGCAGGACAGACCUGAUCAGCCAAGCCAUCGACGCCCUGGGCCCCGAGGGGGUGAACACCAUGGAUGAUCAGGGCAUGACCCCCCUCAUGUAUGCCUGUGCUGCUGGAGAUGAAGCCAUGGUGCAAAUGCUUAUAGAUGCUGGAGCAAAUUUAGAUAUAAAAGUUCCCAGUGCCUCUCCACGGCACCCUUCAGUCCACCCUGACAGCCGCCACUGGACUGCCCUCACCUUUGCUGUGCUGCACGGCCACAUCUCCGUCGUCCAGCUGCUCUUGGAUGCUGGUGCCCACGUGGAGGGCUCUGCUGUGAACAGUGGAGAGGACAACUAUGCUGAGACUCCUCUUCAGCUGGCUUCAGCAGCAGGGAACUAUGAGCUGGUCAGCCUGUUGCUCAGCAGGGGUGCUGACCCCCUGCUCAGCAUGCUGGAAGUCAAUGGGAUGUCCUCAUCGCUUCACGAAGAUAUGAACUGCUUCAGCCACUCGGCUGCACAUGGGCACAGGAACGUUCUGCGCAAGCUCCUGACCCAGCCCCAGCAGCUGAAGGAAGAUGUCCUCUCCCUGGAGGAGAUUUUAGCUGAGGGAGUGGAGAGUGACACCUCCAGCCAGGGCAGCUCCAGCGAGGGGCAGGUCAGGCUCUGCAAGACACGGAUGAAGGCCCUGCAGGAGGCCAUGUACUACAGUGCUGAGCAUGGCUACGUGGACAUCACCAUGGAGCUCAGGGCACUUGGGGUCCCAUGGAAGCUCCAUGUGUGGAUUGAGUCGCUGCGGACAACCUUCUACCAGUCUCGCUACUCAGUGGUGCAGACCCUGCUGAGGGAGUUUGUCACCAUUAAAGAGGAGGACUACAAUGAAGAGCUGGUCAGUGAAGGGCUGCAGCUCAUGUUUGACAUCCUCAAAACCAGCAAGAAUGAGUCCCUCAAUCAGCAGCUGGCAGCCAUCUUCACCCACUGCUACGGCAGCAGCCCCAUCCCCAGCAUUCCUGAGCUGCGCAAGGCGCUGCCGGCCCGGCUAGAUCCUCACUUCCUAAACAACAAAGAGAUGUCUGAUGUCACUUUCUUAGUGGAAGGGAAGCUGUUUUAUGCACACAAAGUCCUGCUGGUGACUGCAUCUAACAGGUUCAAGACACUGAUGACCAACAAAACAGACCAUGACAGCCAUGGCAGCAAGACUGUUGAAAUCAGUGAUAUGAAAUACAAUAUUUUCAAGAUGCUGAUGCAGUAUUUGUACUAUGGAGGAACAGAAUCCAUGGAAAUCCCCACCACUGAGAUCUUAGAGCUGCUGUCAGCUGCCAGCCUGUUUCAACUGGAUGGCCUCCAGAGACACUGUGAAAUCCUCUGUGCCCAGACCAUCAGCCUGGAGAACUCUGUUAACAUCUACAAAUAUGCAAAGAUUCACAACGCACCUGAACUGGCCUCUUUUUGUGAGGGCUUCUUCCUCAAGCACAUGAGCUCCCUGCUGGAGCAGGACUCCUUCAAACAGCUGAUCUACAGCAGGAACAGCAAAGUGCAAGGCCUGGACCCCCUGCGGGACCUGCAGACCGCCCUGGCCGGCCGCCUGCACUCUGUCUAUGUCACCUCCAGGGUGUGAGGCGGGAGGGAGGCAGCGGCAGCAGCGCUGGGUCAGCCUGCACGGGGAUGUGUCCUUGGGCAAAGCUCUGGCUUUCCUGUUUGCCUUCUGCAUCUUGCUGAAAAUCCCCUCCACCAGAUCCCCCCCCAGGCAAGGGUGCUGUGCCUCGCCCCACGGAGGGAGGGGAGCUCUGUGCUGCUCCUGUCACACAAACACUGCCGCAGCACAGCCAGCGACUGAGGAUGCAAGGCGAGGACCUGACCCGGAGCCCAGCGCUGCCCUUCCAACAGGCACAGGGCAAGGCUGCAGGGGAGUCAGGCAGUCCACCCGGACCCUGCCCCCAACACCUUGUCUUAAGCAUCUCUCUCCACACCACCACAGCCCCCCCAGCUCCUACUCACAGAUGUUUGACUUGGGAGGAGGGUGCUGGCCCCCUGCCCAUUCAGCAGCUCUGAACACAAAGGCUGCUGCACACACCAAGCCCUGUGCACGGCACAGACUUGGACACGAAUUUAUCCCCAACCUGUUUGCACACUGAGAGAGAGAGAGAGAUUGUGUGUAGGUGUUCAAAGCCAGGCAGAGACCAAUACUGACUCUGGCCUGCCUCUUUAAACCCAGCCUGAAGAACCCAGCUGGGGCAGGGAGGGGGAAAGUGCUUCUUUGUGUUUUUUUCCUAGGGUUUCACUGUGCUGGCUGUUAAUCUGCAUCCCUCUUGAGGAGGAAAGGGACAACUGCAAAGGUUUAUAGCCCCAACGACCUUCACCUGACAAAACAUGUUUCUGACCAUUACCUGUGAGACCCAACCCCAUGAAAGAUGCUUCCUAACAGACUCAGGUGUAGCAGGCACUAGCACUGUGCUCAAGCAGUGCCCAGUUGCAUAAAUAGCAAUAAGAAUCUCCUCUGGCCCCGAGGAACUCACAACCUGAAGGUUUGUUCUCUCUGGAGCUAGUUGGGAGUAGAAGCUCUGACCUCUAGUCUCCACCUCCACAUUCUCAUCCAUGGAAUGUUCCCACAGAUCUGCUACCUCAGGGGGGGCUGGGCAGAGCACACACCUGGCAGGUUCCUGGAGGCUGGCUGCAGUCUAACAUUUAGGCAGCAGCACUUGAAGAUGUCUCGCCUCAGAUGCCCAAGAGUCAGUUUUUGUCCCUUGUUCUCGGCAGAGAGGUGGUCCUGGGCCCAAAGGACUCAUUCUAGGCCUUCUUAGAGCUGCUUUAGAGCUAAAAGGAGAGAGUUCCAUCUCCGGGUUUGAGUCUGAAGCAGUGCUUUUGGGUGUGGUGUUCCAUUUGAGCUAAUCCCCGCUGCAGGGACGCAGUUACCUGUGUGAAAAACACAAACCUUGCUGCUGAGCAAGUUUCAAGGGAAGACCUUACCUGUUCCCACUGGUCUCUGUUGGCACCCACCACCAGCAGGAGCUGAGGCACCAUCAUUUGUUACAGGAGGGUGAUGGAGAGGAGGAAACCAGGUGGCCAGUGGAGAACUGCUGCGUGGAAAUUCAUUAAUGCUGGAACUAAACACACUGGAAGGAGGAGGCUCAGCUGGGCCCAGGCUCCAGAGCACCACAGACAGGGGUUAGGUAGAUGAAGGGAAGGAGAAGGAUCUACAGCAUCUCCCAAACAAAUCCAUCAAACCCUGACACUGCCUCAUUCCUAAAGGAUUUACUUGGGAGGCAAAUUGCAUGCAAGGGUGAGAAUGAUUAGUGCAGGCUCAGCAGGCUGGCAGGCAGGGGGGGGUCAGGGCAUGCUUCAGUCUGGGCUUGAGUCCACCUCCACUUCUGGAGAUCACCAGCUUCAAUAACUCUAUUUAUUACCAGCCAGCCAGAGAGGCCUUUCAGAACCAUCACUGGUUUGCCUGAGAACUACCACCAAGGCUUCAGCCUGGAAAGUACUUUGGAGUAGCUGCUCCAGCUCUGUACAAACACACAGGUCCUCUCGUGGUGCUGGAAUAUUCCACUGCUCUGUUAGUUGUACAUUAAUGUUGGCAUUUAUGUAAAUGUACCAGGAUUUUAUUAACAACCUAAUU
This is a messenger RNA of Dryobates pubescens (Downy woodpecker), 5305 nucleotides long. RefSeq names its product ankyrin repeat and BTB domain containing 2 (gene ABTB2). NCBI's taxonomy places the organism in Eukaryota, Metazoa, Chordata, Aves, Piciformes, Picidae. The record is from RefSeq and is a predicted model, not a curated record. The transcript is spliced from 17 exons. The coding region runs from base 254 to 3307 and encodes 1017 amino acids. Gene Ontology annotation, molecular function: protein heterodimerization activity.